Nematolebias whitei (Rio pearlfish) is the source of this 3206-nucleotide messenger RNA. RefSeq names its product nesprin-2. The coding region runs from base 81 to 3206 and encodes 1041 amino acids. The transcript is spliced from 20 exons. Gene Ontology annotation, cellular component: membrane. Lineage: Eukaryota; Metazoa; Chordata; Actinopteri; Cyprinodontiformes; Rivulidae. The record is from RefSeq and is a predicted model, not a curated record. Gene Ontology annotation, molecular function: protein binding.
CUCAGGACAUCGAGCGGCUGUUCCAGAACCAUCAGACCACGUUCCUCCACACGCUGGAGCUGGGCCGGCAGAUCUUCUCCAUGGGAGACCAGGAAACCCAGAACCAGCUGCAGGAGGAGUGGGAGAACCUCCACAGCCUGCUGGAGACACGGAUGGACCUCACUGAGGCCAUCAUCAAGAACUGGGAGCGCUGUGAGGCCAGGAUCACGAUGAUCCAGCUGCAGGAGCUGAGGAGCGAACUGGACCCGCAGCUGUCAGAUUCUGGUUCUGACACGCAGAGUGAAGACGCAUUCAACAAGGAGAACGAGGACUCCCUGGAGGACUGGGUUGAAAGCCUGACGGAGCUGAGCACCAUGAAGGCGGAUCUGACCCGGUACAUCAUCACAGACGACGUGCUGCUGCUGCAGGAGCAGGUGGAGCACCUGCACUGCCAGUGGGAGGAGCUCUGCUUCAAGGUGUCUCUGAGGAAACAGGAGAUUGCAGACCGUCUCAACGCUUGGAUCAUCUUCAAUGACAAGAACAAGGAGCUUUGUGAUUGGCUCACACAGAUGGAGAAGAAAGUGGAGCACAACUCUGAGCUGAACAUCGAGGAGAUGGUGGAAAAACUGAAGAAGGACUGUAUGGAGGAGAUGAACCUGUUCAGUGAGAACAAGACCCACCUGAAACAGCUCGGGGAACAACUCAUCACAGCCAGCAACAAGACCAAAGAAGCUGAGGUCAACGGCAAGCUGAAGGACGUCAACGACCGCUGGCAGCAUCUGUUUGACCACAUCGAGGCCAGGGUGAGGAAGCUGAAGGAGACGUUGGUGACGGUUCAACAGCUGGAUAAGAACAUGAGCAACCUGCGGGCGUGGCUGUCCUGCAUCGAGACAGAACUGUCCAAACCCGUGGUCUACAGUGUCUGCCACAGCGACGAGAUUCAGAAGAAGCUCUGUGAGCAGCAGGACCUGCAGAGGGACAUCGAGCAGCACGCAGAGAGUGUGGCGUCGGUGCUGAUGCUGUGUGACGCCCUGCUCCAUGAUGUCGACGCAUGUGGCAGCGACUCGGAGUGCGACUCCAUCCAGCAGACCACCCGCAGCCUGGACCUGCGCUGGAGAAACAUUUGUGCCAUGUCCAUGGAGCGCAGGAUGAAGAUUGAGGAGACAUGGCGUCUCUGGUGUAAGUUCCUGGAUGAUUAUGCUCGUUUUGAAGAAUGGCUGAAGACCGCUGAGGUAACUGCAGCCAACCCAGAGUCCACCAAUGUCCUCUACACCAAUGCCAAGGAGGAACUAAAGAAGUUUGAGGCGUUCCAGCGGCAGGUUCAAGAGCGGCUCACUCAGCUGGAGCUGCUCAACAAACAGUACCGCCGUCUGGCUCGGGAGAACCGCACCGAUGCUUCCUGUAAGCUCCGAGUUAUGGUCCAAGAAGGAAACCAGCGAUGGGACUUCCUGCAGCGGAGGGUGGCGGCUGUACUCCGUAGACUCAAGCACUUCACUUCUCAGAGAGAAGAGUUUGAAGGAAGUCGUGAGGCGAUCCUGGUCUGGCUCACAGAGAUGGACCUGCAGCUCACUAAUGUGGAGCACUUCUCUGAGAGCGACAUCGAGGACAAGAUGAGGCAGCUGAAGGGCUUCCAGCAGGAGAUUACCCUGAACACCAACAAGAUUGACGCUCUCAUUGUGUUCGGGGAGAACCUGAUCCAGAAGAGUUCUCCUCUGGAUGCCGUUCUGAUCGAGGACGAGCUGGAGGAGCUCCACUCCUACUGCCAGGAGGUGUUUGGGAGGGUGGCCCGCUUCCAUCAGCGCCUCGUCAACAGAAGGCCGGUCCAGAACGAGGAGAGGGACAUGGCAGACCACGAAUCAGUCCUGACCCACUCCCCCGAUGUGAUCAACCAAACGUCCUGGAUGGAGGCAAGGGGGACGAAGGAGGACGACGAAUCUCCAUCAGUGGGCGGAGUCUCAGCUGGAAGUCAGGCCAUGUGCCACCUCCUAGUUCCUCCUCGUGAGCGCUCAGGAAGAGAGACCCCCAUCAGUGUGGACUCCAUCCCCCUGGAGUGGGACCACACUGUUGAUGUGGGGGGGUCAUCAUCGUCGCAUGAGGAUGAUGAAGAUGCUACCUUCUUCAGUGCUUUGUCAGUAAGAUCUGUGACGGACCCACCCAGCUGGUACCACCCCGGCUCCCCAAAGACAAAACACCUUCCCAGAGAACUCCUCCCAAAGCUGAACUCAUCUUCGAGCAGCAGCUCUCCUCUCCGCCAGCAGGACUAUGCUAAACGUCUGUCAGACAGCAGAGGCAGCAUCAGUUGUGUGAAGAAUGUGAAACUGAUCCUGAAUGACAAUGAAGAGCUGCUAGAUGAAGGUCUGAGUAGCAGCAACCAGAAGACCAGUAAAGGUGAGAUUGAGCGCUGGGAGCUGAAACAGACACAGUUCCCUGGGGAGAUGGAAGCUCUGGAGCAAUGGCAGAGGCUCAGCUAUGACCUUUGUGACAUCACUUCCUGGUUGGGCAGGGUGCUGCCUGAGCUGGAGAGGCUGCAGCGAAUCGCUCCAUCCAGCAGCAUCCGAGACAUCGAGAUCAACAUAAGGAAACUUAAGGAGUUGCAGAAGAACUUCAACACCUAUAAGUGUCUGAUGAUCUCUGUGAACCUGAACGCCGGUCACUUCCUGCUGGGUGACAGCGUGGAGCUGCAGGAGCUGCAGGAGGCUCUGAGCUCAGCCAAUCACAGCUGGACCCAGGCCUGCGAGGUUCUGGAGAGCUGGGAGAGGAAGCUGCACUCUGCUCUGCUGCAGUGUCGGGAGUUUCAUGAAGUGCUGCAUCUGCUGAUGCUGUGGCUCUCUGAGGCUGAGAGCAAAGUGUGGGCCGUAAGCACCAAGAGGGUUGUUCUGAUAGAGCAUCAGACCAUGCUGAUGGGAACCUGCUCAUCUGGUUCUGAACUCGGCAGUGUUGGUCUGAAAGCCCUCAGUUCACAGCUGAAGGAGUCAGAUUUACACUCGGCAGCAGUCAGACCAGCAGCAGCUAACAGGGAGGAGAUGAGGGAUUCCUCCCCCCCUCGACCACUCCUACACCGGGUCCUGCGGGCUGCCCUCCCCCUCCACCUGCUCCUCUUCCUCCUGCUGAUUCUGAUCCGUCUGGUUCCUCGGUCAGACGACGACUACAGCUGCAAACUGUCCAACAACUUUGCCCGAUCCUUCUACCCCAUGCUGCACUACACCAACGGCCCCCCGCCCACAUGA